UACACGAAGUCUCUUUGGAAAACCUGUCGAUCGCCUCUAACGUUAAAAGGACAGAGUACCUGAGUUGGGAUGAAUAUUUCAUGUCGCUAGCCUUCCUUUCAGCUAUGAGGAGUAAGGAUCCAAUUACACAGGUCGGAGUGUGUAUAAUAAAUUCCGAGAAAAAAAUAGUUGCAGUCGGUUAUAACGGCAUGCCCGUAGGCUUGUCCGACGAUGAAAUGCCCUGGACUAAGGGUUUUGACGAUCCCCUUCAAAACAAGAAUCUGUACGAAUCUGGUGUUGCGAAAGUUAUUAAAAUGAUUGUAAUUCUUUGA
This is a messenger RNA of Dibothriocephalus latus, 311 nucleotides long. Lineage: Eukaryota; Metazoa; Platyhelminthes; Cestoda; Diphyllobothriidea; Diphyllobothriidae. The record is from the annotation of a GenBank genome assembly.